CAUACGAAUCUCGUCUCCGACUUUCUCUCUCAUUAGAGAACUCAUGCUGAAGAUCUAAGCAAAUCUCCGAUUUCUUCUCAUUUCAUCGAUUCUUCAAUCCGCCGCUCGGCGAUUUGAAUCUAAAUCUUCGAUCGAAAUGGCAACUGAUAAAGGAAUCAGCCUCGAAGGAAUCAAAAACGAAACCGUUGAUCUGGAGAAGGUUCCGAUUGAGGAAGUAUUCGAACAGCUGAAAUGUUCGAGGGAAGGUUUGUCGUCAGAGGAAGGAAACAACAGGAUUCAGAUAUUUGGCCCGAACAAAUUGGAAGAGAAAAGGGAAAGCAAAUUCCUGAAGUUUCUUGGGUUUAUGUGGAAUCCACUUUCAUGGGUUAUGGAAGCUGCUGCUAUCAUGGCUAUUGCUUUGGCUAACGGCGGUGGAAAGCCACCGGAUUGGCAAGAUUUUGUGGGUAUUUUCUGUUUGUUGGUGAUUAACUCUACUAUCAGUUAUAUUGAAGAAAACAACGCUGGUAAUGCUGCUGCAGCUCUCAUGGCUAAUCUUGCUCCCAAAACGAAGGUGUUAAGAGAUGGAAAAUGGAGUGAGCAAGAAGCGGCUGUACUUGUUCCAGGAGAUAUUGUAAGCAUUAAACUAGGAGACAUCGUCCCAGCCGAUGCUCGUCUUCUUGAGGGUGAUCCUUUAAAAGUUGAUCAAUCUGCUUUAACUGGAGAAUCACUUCCGGUGACGAAAAACCCAUAUGACGAAGUCUUCUCCGGUUCUACAUGCAAACAGGGAGAAAUCGAGGCGAUUGUUAUUGCUACAGGUGUUCACACCUUCUUCGGUAAGGCUGCCCAUCUUGUGGACAGCACAAACCAAGUUGGGCAUUUCCAGAAAGUUCUAACUGCCAUUGGAAACUUCUGUAUCUGUUCGAUCGCCAUUGGUAUGUUAGUCGAGAUCAUCGUCAUGUAUCCUAUCCAACGUAGGAAAUACAGAGAUGGAAUUGAUAAUCUAUUGGUGCUCUUGAUCGGAGGUAUCCCAAUUGCUAUGCCGACUGUUUUAUCUGUUACCAUGGCUAUUGGAUCCCACAAGCUGUCUACACAGGGUGCCAUUACUAAAAGGAUGACAGCCAUUGAAGAGAUGGCUGGAAUGGAUGUACUCUGCAGUGACAAAACAGGGACGCUAACUUUAAACAAACUUAGUGUGGAUAAGAAUCUAGUCGAGUGCUUCGCUAAGGGUGUGGAUAAAGAUCUUGUCAUGUUGAUUGCUGCUAGAGCUUCUAGAGUUGAAAAUCAAGAUGCAAUUGAUACAGCCAUCGUGGGUAUGCUCAGCGAUCCAAAGGAGGCGAGAGCUGGCAUUCGAGAGAUUCAUUUCCUUCCUUUCAAUCCUACCGACAAGAGAACCGCCUUGACUUACAUCGAUUCUGAUGGAAGUUGGCACCGAGCUAGUAAAGGUGCACCUGAACAGAUCUUGGACCUUUGCAAUGCCAAAGAAGAUGUAAGGAAAAAGGUUCACUCGAUCAUUGAUAAGUUCGCCGAACGUGGUUUGCGUUCAUUGGGAGUUGCAAGACAGGUUGUUCCCGAGCAAAACAAGGAGAGUCCGGGUGGUCCAUGGCAGUUUGUAGGACUCUUGCCUCUCUUUGAUCCUCCUAGGCACGAUAGUGCUGAGACCAUUCGUAGGGCUCUACAUCUCGGAGUGAACGUGAAGAUGAUAACCGGUGAUCAACUUGCCAUUGCUAAGGAAACCGGAAGAAGACUUGGAAUGGGAACAAACAUGUACCCUUCAGCUACUUUGCUCGGUCAAAGCAAGGAUCCAAGCCUCGCUUCAGUUCCGGUUGAAGAGUUGAUCGAGACAGCCGAUGGUUUUGCUGGCGUUUUCCCUGAGCACAAAUAUGAGAUUGUAAAGAAGUUGCAAGAGAUGAAACAUAUCUGUGGAAUGACUGGAGAUGGUGUUAACGACGCCCCUGCUCUCAAGAAGGCUGAUAUUGGGAUUGCAGUUGCUGAUGCAACUGACGCAGCUCGUGGAGCCUCCGACAUUGUGUUGACUGAGCCUGGUUUAAGUGUCAUCAUCAGCGCGGUUUUAACCAGUCGAGCUAUUUUCCAAAGAAUGAAGAACUACACGAUAUAUGCAGUCUCAAUCACAAUCCGUAUUGUGCUUGGAUUCAUGUUCAUUGCUUUGAUCUGGAGGUUUGAUUUCUCACCAUUCAUGGUUUUGAUCAUCGCCAUCCUCAACGACGGUACCAUUAUGACCAUAUCGAAGGACAGAGUUAAGCCUUCUCCUCUCCCGGAUAGCUGGAAACUAAAGGAGAUUUUCGCAACCGGAGUGGUGCUUGGAAGUUACCUUGCACUAAUGACGGUUAUAUUCUUCUGGGCAAUGCACAAGACUGAUUUCUUCCCGAAAACAUUUGGAGUUCGAUCAAUAAGGGACAGUGAAAGUGAGAUGAUGGCUGCUCUUUACCUUCAAGUCAGUAUAGUAAGCCAAGCUCUUAUUUUCGUGACCAGAUCGCGAAGCUGGUCGUUUUUCGAACGACCCGGUUUUCUAUUGCUUGGCGCCUUCAUGGCUGCACAAUUGGUUGCAACCGUAAUUGCUGUAUACGCAACCUGGGACUUUGCUAGAAUCAAAGGAUGCGGUUGGGGAUGGGCAGGUGUUAUAUGGUUAUAUAGCAUCGUCUUUUACUUUCCUCUAGACAUAUUGAAAUUUGCCACUCGUUACAUCUUGAGCGGAAAAGCCUGGAACAACAUGUUGGAUAACAAGACUGCAUUCACGUCGAAGAAGGAUUACGGAAAGGAGGAAAGAGAAGCACAAUGGGCACUCGCCCAAAGAACAUUACAUGGUCUUCAACCACCAGAAGCUUCAAACAUCUUCAAUGAUAAGAGCAGUUACAGAGAACUUUCUGAAAUAGCUGAACAAGCUAAGAGAAGAGCUGAAAUUGCAAGGCUCCGAGAACUGAAUACUUUAAAGGGACACGUGGAGUCGGUGGUGAAGCUUAAAGGGCUCGAUCUCGAUAACAUUCAGCAACAUUACACCGUGUGAGAAACUACGAAAAAUGGGACAUGUUGGGCUUGAAAAAGAGAGGGGAGGUUAAAUCCUAGCUAGAUGUAAUCUUCCUAGACUAAUGGGAUUAACUUUGUGUUGAAAAUUUCAAUAUGUUUUUGAGCUGUUUUUUAUUUUCAAUUAAAAUGUUGUACUUUUUUUUUUUUUUUUCAAAAGUAACUUAUUUCCAUAAGGAAAAAUACUGUGCUUGGUUGGCUGGAUGGCUAGCUUUAUAAAAGCCCUCAAUUGCAAGAGAAACAUGAAGUUUCUAAAUCACUCUCUUGUGUCUAAUUUGAUUUGGUUUGUGAUUGAUCCAAUUUGUCUUUUAUCUUUAUGUUCAAUAUUUGAAUUUUUUUU
Molecule: messenger RNA, 3358 nt
Organism: Impatiens glandulifera
Lineage: Eukaryota; Viridiplantae; Streptophyta; Magnoliopsida; Ericales; Balsaminaceae
Product: plasma membrane ATPase 4-like
Exons: 14
Coding region: 137-3001 (954 amino acids)
Biological process (GO): regulation of intracellular pH; proton export across plasma membrane
Cellular component (GO): plasma membrane
Molecular function (GO): ATP hydrolysis activity; P-type proton-exporting transporter activity; ATP binding
Source: RefSeq, a predicted model, not a curated record